GCCCUCACUUCCUGAGGGCGGGCGGGUGGAAGAUGGCGGCGGGCGGUUGGGGUGGACGGAGGUUCUUUUUCAGUGCUGUGGUUGCGUUGUUGCUGCUGCUGUUCCUCGUAGUGCUGCUGGGUCCCGCUGCCGCCACCUCCUCGUCCUUGCCUUGGGCGGGUAGCCCCGGCGAGCCGCGGAGCCGCGUGCAAGUGCUGAGCGGCUCCAACUGGAGCCUGGUGUUGCAGGGCCAGUGGAUGUUGGAGUUCUAUGCUCCUUGGUGUUCAGCUUGUCGACAGAUUGAAUUGACAUGGGAGAAUUUUGCAAGGGAAAGCGAACAUCUAGAUAUCACUAUCGGAAAGGUGGAUGUCACUCAAGAACCAGGCUUGAGUGGUCGUUUCUUUAUCACAACACUUCCUACAAUUUACCAUGCAAAUGAUGGAGUAUUUCGCAGAUACCGAGGGUCACGGACAUUGGAAGAUCUUCAAGGUUAUGUUUUAGAGAGAAAAUGGGAAGCUGUGGAGCCUGUGGCAGGAUGGAAGUCUCCAUCUUCUAUAAUGAUGCAUGGCAUGGCAGGCCUAUUUCACCUCUCCGAAUAUAUCAGGCAAAUUCAUAGCUACUUCACUGGCACUCUUGGAAUUCAUGUUUGGAUGUCAUAUGCAAUCUUCAUCUUAGUUACUUUAUUGAUUGGCCUGUUCCUUGGUUUGGUGCUGGUUUUGAUUUCAGACUGCCUUUGCCCAUCCAAGUCGAGAUACAGCACUGAAACAUCUGAAGAAGCAAUUACAAAGGAUAAUGUGGAGAAUGCUGCAUUGGAAGAACAGGAGGAGGCUGCAGAGCUUUCCGCAGAUGAUGCAGAAGGGAAUGCAGACGUAAAAGAUGUCUCAGAUGAAGAAGAUGCAGCAAAUUCAAGUGCUGAUGACUCACAGGAGGAUUUAGCACUUGGCAAAGAAUCAGGGGAAGAAGAAAUGGAAGACAUAAGCGAACAACCUUUAGCUGCUUCAGAGACUGAAAGCUCAGUAAGACAGCGUAAAAGUCAGGUGGCUGAUAAUGGACUAUAGGGUAUUUUCAGUGGUGUAUUUUGUACACUUGGACCAAAGACAUAUCAGACCCUGGGUCUGAAGCUGAAGCUUACACUUGAUUUGUCAUUUGUGUUUACGCAAAACCUUUGUGGGUUAUUUUUUGUUGUUUGGGGUUUGGUUUUUUUUUUUUUAAAGCUAAUGCUUGCUUACUUUGUUUUAUAAGCAUAUAUGCUGUGUGGUGUAUAACUUUAGCCAUGACAAUCAAAAUAAGUGUAUCUUAUCUGUUUGAAGUCUUCUAAGAGAAAAGGGACAUAAGUCUCAGUUUGCCAGCUGUAGAAUGGUCAUCUGUGCUUGUGUUCCUCUAAGUAUUGACCUAAGCAAGAUCAGGACUUUUUACAGUAGCUUGUUAGGACUGUUACUUUUCUGUCUGAAUGUUUAUUGUUUCCAAAUGCCACAGAAGCACUAGAUAAGUGAUACAGUAGUGAAAGAAGGCACCUUACUAGUCUUCUAUUAAGUGUUGUGUACAGUGGGUUUAUUUUUAUCACUUUCAACUGAAGCACCUUUCUCUUUCAUUUUUAUUAAUGUUUGCUUUGGAAGUUUAUCAUACGGUGUGCCCCUGGGUUUUCCAGUUGUUGGUAAUUCAGAGGCAUGCUGCACAGCUCAAGCUUGUCAGCCGAGUCUUUUAACCCAAGGAGUUUAAGUAAUUGAAAACCUCAGGCUCAGAAAGAGUGGCAGCUAAAUGUUUAAAAUAUGUUUGAACUUUUUAAAAGGCUUAAAGGAAAUUAUUUUGGUCAGGGGGGAUUUUGCCAAAGCAUGACUUUUUUUUUUUUUUUUCUUCUUCUUUUUUUUCGCUUCAAGAGAUUGUAGCAAGAAGUAUUCACUUUGUGUAUUUCUUGCCAGGACAAGCUUGUCACGUGCAGUGUAGUUCUGCCAUUUCCCACUCGGAAUACUUUGGGCAGAACUCAAACUGACUGCUUUAGUAAUAUUAACUGAAGAGGCACUUAAGGUUUUAACCUUUGAUUGCUUUUCUACUUUUUGUCACUGAAAUCAGGACAUUGGGAAAAGACAGGGGCACAGGUGGGUAGUGAGGAGAUGCUUUUUCUGCUUAUAUCAAGAUAGAUGUGUGUCUAUUGCAGUUAGACAGCACUAGGUGUGUUUAGAAGACUUAAGUCAUUAAAGCUAUCAGUACUUCCCUCCUUUGACUUGAUUAAUAUAUAAGGCUUUAUUUUCUUGUAAGGAAUAUCUACAGUGAAAUCCUGUAUGUUUCUAUUUUGUUGAUAUGUGACUGUGCUUAAGAUGUGUCUUAAUCUUGAUUAAUUUUUAUAUUAUAUAUUGUGUAAACCUUGAUAACGUGCAUGAAAUUUCAUCUUGCUCUGCAAGAGUAAAGAGCAAUCAGAGGUGAGAUUGUCUCUUAUUAAAAGAGGCAAGUUGCAAGUGCAAAAUGCUGGUUUCUUUUGAGACUGAAAUUAAUAAGGUCCAUUUGUGUUGAAAGUUUUGUUGUUUCUUUUUCAAUGCCCAUAAAGAACAUAUUUCCUAAGAAAGCUGAACUUUUCCUCUCUAUGUUCUGUUGCAUAUUAUGUCUCGGAAAUACAUGGUAGAAACUUUGCAUUUUUCUGCACAAAGUACAAAAUUAGACUGCAUAUAUUGAAUAUGAAUUUCCAGAAAGAAUGUUCUCAGUCUGGAGCUUGAAUUUCAUACAGUGGACACAUGUAAAUAUGCUUUCAUGUGUGUGAAAACAUACAGUUGAUAAUAUAUAUAUACACAUUGCACUGUAGUGAGAACAGUUUGUGUUAUUUGGGUGUUGUCCCAUGUAACUGAGCAAUCAUAGAAGCUUACAGACAGCAGAAUUCAGUAACAGUUGAGGGUACAUAGCAGCUUCUUUCUUUAAAAAGUAAAAAUAAAAACAAACUAACAAAAAUCCAACACCAAACUCAAGUUAAGCUUUUAGUUGCAAAAAUGAAGACUUUGCAGCUGCCGUAGUCCGAAGGGAAGAACUGUGCACCUAAAAGCUCAGAGUACAGAUUUGUUAUUUCCAUUCUGUAUUUGCUUUGUUCAUUACCUGUUCAUUAAGAGCUCUUAAAAACCCAGAAGAAAACCAGGACUUUAACCAUAUUCCAUGAGAGAAGCA
Molecule: messenger RNA, 3126 nt
Organism: Strigops habroptila (Kakapo)
Lineage: Eukaryota; Metazoa; Chordata; Aves; Psittaciformes; Psittacidae
Gene: TMX4
Product: thioredoxin related transmembrane protein 4
Exons: 8
Coding region: 33-1037 (334 amino acids)
Source: RefSeq, a predicted model, not a curated record